AUGGCAUUGAUGGAGAUUUUCGAGCCACCGAGGAGGCGUGCACACCACGCCAUCCGCGGUAUGGGAGGCGAGGCUCGUCUGGAUGAACCAGGGCGCCGACCCUAUUUCCGCCUUGGUCGCGUUGUGGACGGGGCAGUAGGUCCUAACGAUGUUAUACUGGAAUUCGUAAGGGGGAAUGUAGUCCGUCCGAACAGUGAGGUCAAUCAUGAUGGGCUCCACCCAUUCCUGACUCUCUGGCAGGGCCUUUGGCAAAGUGUGGCAUUUCCGGCCCGAGAGAAAUCCGCAGAUCCAGUGCCAGAAACAGCGACGUUGUGCACCGGGUGGCGGUGA
Molecule: messenger RNA, 330 nt
Organism: Chaetomium globosum CBS 148.51
Lineage: Eukaryota; Fungi; Ascomycota; Sordariomycetes; Sordariales; Chaetomiaceae
Exons: 2
Coding region: 1-330 (109 amino acids)
Source: RefSeq, a predicted model, not a curated record